UUGAGUUAGUAGACAGCGGUACUCCUUUGCAGAAAUACGAAAUACAACACAAAGCGCACAAGCUCUCCAUAUAAACCCAAAAAUCAAACAAAAUAAACAAACAUAAAACUUCCAACGCUCGAAUUGCAAGCACAUAGUACAAUUACCUAUUUAAGGAAAUUCAUGAAAAGAAAAAUUAAGCUAAAAAAAUAGCAGAAUUACAUUGGAAAUUAAUUAAGUGAAUGAUUACAAUUCAUGUACAUAUAUAAUUUAAAGAAAACGCGUGUGCAUUAAACAAAUUCACAAAAAAAAACAAAGCUAAAAAAUGCAGGCAAUUGGUGAUGCGGAACAAGAGAAGACCAUCGAUUACUUGCAAAAAUGGUUUGAGGAGAACAAAAAGUUGCCAAACAAAAUUGACCGCAUUCUAUUGACCCGUUUUUAUUACUGCAUGUACAAAGAUGUUGAGGAAACCAAAAAACUAUUGGAAAUAAACUAUACCAUACGCAAUGACUAUCCACAUAUCUAUAUUGAACGUGACCCCACAGACCACGAUACAAUCAAUGCAUUUGCGUAUACAGAUAUGGUACCUCUGCCAGGUUUAACGGCAGAAAAUUAUCGCAUCACAUUUCUUCGUUUAACUGACUUUGAUCCUAGUAUGAUGCAUCACACCGAAGAUACCAAAACCUUUAUCAUGGUAAGCGAUUGCCGAUUCUCAAUUCCAGAUGUGGUAAAGGGUGACACUCCAUUGCUGUCAGAGGGUGAAGUACAAAUUUUUGAUAUGAACGGUUAUACCAUGAAACAUGUGGCACGAUUAUCAUUUAGAACUUUACGCACUUAUUUGAAGUUUUUACAAUUGGCCUUUCCGGUGCGGAUAAAGGCCAUGCACAUGAUUAACUGUCCAUCGUAUUUGGAUAAAAUUCUGAUGGUGGUGAAGCCAUUCAUAAGCAAAGAGGUCUUUGAAAUGAUUCAUUUUCAUACCAAUGGCAUAGAGACUUUAUACGAUUAUGUACCCAAAGAAAUGUUACCUGAAGAAUAUGGUGGCAAUGCUGGUAAACUAAGUGAUUUGAAGGCAGUAUUCAGAAAAACCCUGGAGGAGAAAAGGGAUUACUUAAUGGACCCUAAUCAUUGGAGAGUGGGGAACUCCAAGUAAUUGUACAAGCUUUACUAUGCAUUUCACUUUGUUGUGUGUUUUUUCCUUAUUGUUAUAUACAUAUGUAUUAUAAAUGUUAUUAAAAACGUUUUGUGAUUUAUACUGUUUACUUAAUUCUUUAUAUAAGAAAAUUUAAUAAAUAUAUUUUCCUAUUAAUGUUCCGCAAAA
This is a messenger RNA of Stomoxys calcitrans (stable fly), 1297 nucleotides long. Its product is annotated as alpha-tocopherol transfer protein-like. Gene Ontology annotation, molecular function: phosphatidylinositol bisphosphate binding. The record is from RefSeq and is a predicted model, not a curated record. Lineage: Eukaryota; Metazoa; Arthropoda; Insecta; Diptera; Muscidae. The transcript is spliced from 6 exons. Gene Ontology annotation, cellular component: membrane. The coding region runs from base 305 to 1129 and encodes 274 amino acids.